Molecule: messenger RNA, 1924 nt
Organism: Antrostomus carolinensis (chuck-will's-widow)
Lineage: Eukaryota; Metazoa; Chordata; Aves; Caprimulgiformes; Caprimulgidae
Product: lysine-specific demethylase 3B-like
Exons: 5
Biological process (GO): regulation of transcription by RNA polymerase II
Cellular component (GO): chromatin; histone deacetylase complex
Molecular function (GO): chromatin DNA binding; histone H3K9 demethylase activity; transcription coregulator activity
Source: RefSeq, a predicted model, not a curated record
AAUUCCCGAAAUUCACUUUUGGCUUCUUCUGGAUUUGGAGUGUCUCUCCCAAGUGCUUCCCAGUCCUUGGUGUUUGGGGGUGGAAGGAACCAAUCAAAUGGAGUGGUGACUCCAGAAAGCAAGCCUUCUGGAUUUCCUUUUGGGUGUAGUACUGGACAAGAGGCUCAGAAAGAUUCUGAUCUGUCUAAGAACUUGUUUUUUCAAUGCAUGUCUCAAAAUUUACCUUCCAGUAACUACUUCACAGUCAUUUCAGAAAGCUUGACUGAAAAUGCCUCUAGUCAAGACUCACUCAAGCAGUGUACAGAAAGUGUGGGUCCUGGGAUCUGUAAAGGUAAAAUCCUUUCAACAGACAUUAAACCAGGAGCCCAGUCUGGCAGUUCUGUGGAGCGGAAGCUGCCUGUGGAAUCUAUGCCUACCCUUACUCCAGCCUUUUCACGAAAUCUGGUGAAUCCUCGCCCCCCAGAUAGUCAUGAAAACCUAUUUUUACAGCCCCCAAAGCUAUCAAGAGAGGAACCCUCAAAUCCUUUCCUGGCAUUUGCUGAGAAAGUGGAACUUAGUCCUUUCAGUGGCUUUGCAACUUCAUCUCAGACAGGAGUUUCUACUCUCUCUACACCUGUGGGUCAGAAGGCCACUUCCGGCUGGCCAGAAUCACUCACUUCUACAGACUCUUCUCUAGCUAAGAAGAAAACCUUGUUUAUAACAACUGACUCUUCAAAGAUGAUCUCCAGUACUCCUGGUUCAACAGUUGCAGCUGGUGUUCAGAGCCCUUCCACUGUGGGCAAUGGCCGUUCCAGCUCACCGACCAGCAACCUGACACAGCCUAUUGAGAUGCCCACACUUUCCUCCAGCCCAACAGAAGAAAAACCAGCUGUUGGGCCUGGGCAGCAGGACAAUCCUCUUCUGAAAACUUUUUCUAAUGUGUUUGGCAGGCAUCCACCUAUUUUUUUCUCUUCACAGGCAGAGUUUCCACAGGAGAGCAAAGCCCCUUUUGAAGCUGUGAAAAGGUUCUCUCUAGAUGAGCGGAGCUUGACAUCCAAACAGGACUCAGACUCCAGUACCAAUAGUGACCUGUCAGAUUUGAGUGACUCUGAAGAUCAGUUGCAGGCCAGGGCUUGUAUGAAGGGAAUCCCAGACCACUUGAUGGCAAAGCUAGGCCCUAAUGCAGAGUGCAAUGCUGAAUUGCUGCUGGGGAAAGGAAAAGGGAAGCAAGCCCCAAAGGGCCGGCCUCGCACAGCUCCCCUAAAAGUUGGCCAGUCUGUGCUGAAAGAUAUGAGUAAAGUGAGGAAGCUGAAGCAGUCAGGUGAGCCUUUUCUCCAGGAUGGCUCUUGCAUCAAUGUAGCUCCACAUCUGCACAAGUGCCGGGAGUGCCGUCUGGAGCGGUACCGUAAAUUUAAGGAGCAGGAGCAGGAUGACUCAACUGUGGCAUGUCGCUUCUUCCAUUUCCGGAGGUUGGUAUUUACCCGGAAAGGUAUUCUACGAGUAGAGGGUUUCUUGAAUCCACAGCAGAGUGACCCUGAUGCCAUGAGCCUAUGGAUUCCUUCUUCCUCCCCUGCAGAGGGGAUUGAUCUGGAAACUUCCAAAUAUAUUCUGGCCAAUGUUGGGGACCAGUUCUGCCAGCUGGUUAUGUCAGAGAAGGAGGCAAUGAUGAUGGUGGAGCCGCAUCAGAAAGUGGCAUGGAAGCGAGCAGUACGUGGUGUGAGGGAAAUGUGUGAUGUAUGUGAGACAACGCUUUUCAAUAUUCAUUGGGUUUGUCGCAAGUGUGGUUUUGGGGUCUGUCUGGACUGUUACCGACUGAGGAAGAAUCGUCCGCGUAGCGAGACAGAGGAGAUGGGUGAUGAGGAAGUCUUCUCAUGGCUGAAGUGUGCAAAGGGUCAGUCUCAUGAACCAGAGAAUCUUAUGCCGACACAGAUCAUUCCUGGUACAG